This is a messenger RNA of Cyclospora cayetanensis, 2499 nucleotides long. RefSeq lists its product as uncharacterized. Lineage: Eukaryota; Apicomplexa; Conoidasida; Eucoccidiorida; Eimeriidae. Gene Ontology annotation, biological process: proteolysis. The record is from RefSeq and is a predicted model, not a curated record. The coding region runs from base 1 to 2499 and encodes 832 amino acids. Gene Ontology annotation, molecular function: serine-type endopeptidase activity. The transcript is spliced from 12 exons.
AUGAAGACGGCACGGGAGAGAUUUUCGAAAACAUUGAGGUGCCCUCCAGCCCGGGUACUUCGCUGGGGUUCCUCAGCUUCCAGUGAGCAAUUAUUUCUGCUCUUGACGGUGAAAAUGGUUCAGGCACUACGGCAGUUUGGCAGCUUCGCUGACUCCGCAAAAGCCUUUACUGCUGCGAUGGCCGCUCACCCCCCACCAAGAAGGCUUGACGACGCAGCGGAAGGAGGAUCAGCACAAGCUCCUCCAGCAGACGAGAUCACACUCAGGGAAGUGCUCAGAAAGCUGCAAGAGGGUCCUGAGGCGGUCACCAUGCUGCUAGGGUGGGAUUAUUCGUGCUUGUCAGCACAACGCCUAAGCCAUCAGCCUCACCAAACCGAUCAGGUGGAGGUGUAUCUACAUCUGGACGACAAAAUCUCGGCAGCAGAUAGUUCUCCCCCGGCUCCCAACGAGGCUCUGCAGCUGCUGUACACACACGGAGUGCUGCUACGCGACGUAUUCUUGAAUAAGCAACAGCCGGACCAACAGCACCUUUUAGAGGAUCGGCUGUUUGGCCUCGAGUCUCUCUCGCGGCUUUUCAGCCACAACUUUGACUUGGGGGCAGCAGCAGCAGCAGCCCAGCGAAAGAUGCAGAAUGUCAAGGACGAGGAUCAGCCUAAUUUGCAGCGCGGCGAUGUGCCAGACGAAGCACACCUGCCUUUUCUGUGCAGCACGUCUACUCCUUCCGCUUGCAGGGAGCUGCUGCUAGAGAGCCUGGUGCAACACCAGCAUCCGGUCCUCAUAUCCCGAUACCUCUCGUCCCUUGCAGUGGAGGUGGUUACAUUUUCCAAUUUGAAGCCCUUCAUGCAGGUGGGCGUCCACUGCCCACGAGUUUCGACCAAAGGCCUUGCGCCGCAUCCAUGGGUGAUGCGCACGACCAAAAGCGCUGCACGUCGCAACGGCGGAGGUUGCCACCAAGUGGAGCAGCCACAACGGGGUUGCAGAACUGCUCUGGGCGGAAAUUCGUGUGCCUGUGCUGGGCAGGAAAAGAGUCUACAAACCGCCGACGACUUGCUCUCUCACUUCAAGGGGAACACUGGCACUUCGUGUGUCUCGGCAGUGUCUCUGGACACGAGAGGAAAGCUCACUGGGAGCCUUCCGAGACUAGAGGCUGUGCAGAGUGUCUUUACGUCUGCAGCAGGAAGAGCAGCUUCGGCAUCACGAACGGCGGGUGUGCAAGAUCCAAAUAUUCUGCUGCAGUGGCACCUCAGGUCCUCAGAGGGCCUCUACAAUCUCGCAGCAGACAAAGCGUGGCAGCAAAUGAAGACAGCCAGCUGUGAGGCAGCUGCAGCUCCAGAGCGUCAGAAAAACGUAGUCGUUGCUCUCCUAGACACGGGGUGUGGGCCCCACGAAGAUAUCGACGCCAUUCUUUGGACAAACAGUGCAGAGCAAUGCGACGACGGGCAAGACCACGACAACAACGGAUACAUCAACGACUGCAAGGGAUGGGAUUUUGUGGAAGACACCAACAACAUAGAGGACAUAUAUGGCCACGGAACGGCAGUGGCGGCUCUCAUCGCCGCAUCUUUCGACGCCAAGGGCGGAAGAGGCGUAUCCCCUGCCGGCCAAGUGAUGUGUCUGAGGGUAGGCGAUCAUCAAGGCGUUUUGCUCUCUCGGCAACUCAUGGCAAUGGACUAUGCUGUCCAGCAGGGCGCUCAGAUAUCCAUUCAUCCUCACAGCCUUGCGACGGAGAGCACAGUGUACCGGCAAGCCUUUGAGAAGUUUCUCUCUGCAAAUCAUCUAGCGAUCGUGGCCGCUGGAGAUGAGGGGUGUGACCUCGACUCGGAUGAAUGCAAGUCCUAUCCCGCAUCCUUCCGAUUUCCAAGCCCAUCGGGGAUGCUGGUGGUCGGCAGCAGCAGCUACGCGGGUGCCAAAACAAGGAGCAGCAACUACGGAAAGCAAACGGUGCAUCUGUUUGCUCCAGGCCAGCGGCUGUACACUGCAACGGUCGUUCAAGGAAAACCUCCCGGGCUCAAGUGCAAUACUUGUGAGGUAGUGGCGUCGAUAAACGGAGGUGACGAGACACUAGGCGACAUGUCUGUCGCCAUGAUGCGCGCUCCCCAGGCAUUCAGAGGCCCCUCAGCGUACAGCCACAAUCUCAGGGAUGCGCCGCUGAAGGGAGGCUUGACGAGCCAGCUUCCACAGGAGGUGCACCAGAAGCAACACUGGCUAUCACAGCAAGCUCAGCAAAAUGGGGUAGCCGAUUUUGAGAAGACGGGAGGCCUCCCCCAGACUCCUGAAAAGGGGAUGUUGGCACGAGACGGCUUGCAACCCCUCGCUGCAAAGACAGAGGCGCUGGAGUCUCCAAUCCUGGCAUUCAGUCCUGCAGGUUCUUGCGAAUCCAACGGCAUAGUGUCUCUGUAUAAGGCCCUUCUCUACACCGAAGAAGCGAAUCCCCCAGAAUUCGAGUCGCUCUAUGCGGACUACCCGACCAUCUUCCAGGGGCGUCUGCCCCCCUUCUAA